Molecule: messenger RNA, 717 nt
Organism: Rotaria socialis
Lineage: Eukaryota; Metazoa; Rotifera; Eurotatoria; Philodinida; Philodinidae
Source: the annotation of a GenBank genome assembly
AUGCUCAUUCGUUAUAUGCAAAGAUGUCGUUGUAUAUGUACUCAAACUCGAUAUAGAUUUUUUUCUACAACAAAUAUUUGUUUUGAUUUGAACCAAGAACAAAAUCAAGUAUUGAAUAAAAAAGUGCAAAAUGAUAUCCUUCCUAUUGAUAAUAAGUUACCUACUGUAGCUGAUUUACCUUCGUAUUUACCAGCACCAACUGGUAUUAAAUCAAAAUUAUUUGAUGAUUUUUAUCUAAUAUAUCGUUUUGGUUUUCAUCGACCUAUUCGAUAUAUUCAAAUUCUUAAACUUUCACAAACAUUAGCAACUGCUCUUAUAACUCCAUAUCAAAUUUAUAGUUAUAAUGAAGGUUUAAUAACAUUGUUUGAAUUUCAAUUUUCGCUCUUUCUCUUAAGUCUUGCAUCAUUUAGCCUUUAUUUUUUUGGUUGGGCUGCAACAAGAACUAUUUGUUUCAUCUAUACAAACGUUGAAUGCAAUCGUGUUAUGUUGACUCAUGUUGAUUUUUGGGGUAGACGUAAAAAUAUUGAAUUGGAUACACGUGAUAUAAUACCAAUAAAUGAUAUUGAAACACCAAAUAAGGCGAUCUUACCAUUUAAACGUUACUCAACAACUGAUACAAUGUAUUAUUCUACAAAACUUAGUGAAAUACUUGAUCGACCAAGAUUUAAUCGAAUAUUUGCGGGCUUAAUAACACAAGAUACAAAACAUUGGUGGUAA